AUGAACGAUGAAAAUGAAGAAGCUAAUGCCGAAUUGAAGACCCAGAAAGACCAAGACGACGUUUCCGUUGGUAGCUUGCAAUUUCAAGAGUUUGGAAAUGGAAAUCCGGCGACAACUAUACCAUUAGAUGCUGGAGAAAUUGGAGAUGCAGGUCUCCAAACAAAUCGUGGGGUGCCCAUUUCAUUUGAUAGCGCUGAUGAACAAGAGGAUACAGCCUCAAAUUUAUUGACUAAUAAACGAAAGAAAAAUAUGCCCAUGUGGACCUUCGAUUACUAUAUGCAAUUCUUCGACAUAACCACAACUCAGGUUUUACAGAGAAUUACCGGAUCUGUUAUUCCAUCGUUUCAAGGAAAUUAUUUAAGAAAAUAUAUACGAAGUAACCCUGAUUUUUAUGGUCCUUUUUGGAUAUGUGCAACACUAGUAUUCACUACUGCUAUCAGUGGCAAUCUAGCUGAUUACAUCACCCAUGCUGGAGAUCAUCAAUGGACAUAUGACUUUCAUAAAGUUACUGCAGCUGCUGGCGCAAUUUAUGUCUACGCUUGGCUUUUACCAGUUUUGUUGUGGGGUUUACUCUGGUGGAGGCACGACACUGUUGGAGCGAAUAUAACAGAAGUUGUUUGUAUUUAUGGCUAUUCAUUGUCCAUUUACGUGCCGGUGUCGAUUUUAUGGGCUAUUCCGUUCGAAUGGUUAAGAUGGAUAUUAGUUAUUCUAGCAGCUGUCUCAUCAGGACUAGUGCUUGUAUUUACGAUUUGGCCUCUUUUGAAACACGAAAAUCGCCAAAUGGCUACUCUAAUUUCUCUAAUCGUCCUGGCUUUACACGCUUUACUGGCUAUCGGCUUCAAGGUAUAUUUCUUUGGCUCCGUCGGGAAAGCUGUUUUAAAUAGCACUUCUAUUGCAAGUCCUUCUACAUGGACUACUCUGACGCCUAUGACGCUUUAG
Messenger RNA from Trichoplax adhaerens, 939 nucleotides. RefSeq lists its product as uncharacterized. Gene Ontology annotation, molecular function: small GTPase binding. The record is from RefSeq and is a predicted model, not a curated record. NCBI's taxonomy places the organism in Eukaryota, Metazoa, Placozoa, Uniplacotomia, Trichoplacea, Trichoplacidae. Gene Ontology annotation, biological process: vesicle-mediated transport. Gene Ontology annotation, cellular component: Golgi apparatus; membrane. The transcript has 11 exons. The coding region runs from base 1 to 939 and encodes 312 amino acids.